Messenger RNA from Suillus subaureus, 2233 nucleotides. RefSeq names its product kinase-like domain-containing protein. The transcript is spliced from 5 exons. Gene Ontology annotation, cellular component: mitochondrion. The record is from RefSeq and is a predicted model, not a curated record. The coding region runs from base 146 to 1873 and encodes 575 amino acids. Lineage: Eukaryota; Fungi; Basidiomycota; Agaricomycetes; Boletales; Suillaceae.
CCGCAUAUUUAUUACGGAUUCCCAAACAAACUGUUUAAAUAUCUUUUCUCGUUCUCUCCCUUUAUAAUCAACCUGCUCACCUUUAUUUUAUCUUGUCUUGACUUUCCGUCACCCAUAAUUUUUCAGAAGAUCGCAUGAUCUUGCUAUGAAAGUACUGGGAAGCCCUGCCUCUAUCCGCAUCGUCAGGACCGCUCUCAAGCCCACAAAUGUCUCUCGAAAAUUGGCUACCGCAGUCUCCAUAACCCCUCCUUCCUAUCUCUCUCUACCACCCCCGGGUCCACCCCAACCACUUCUUCCACACCCUCCUGUUGUCACCUCCUUGGGAACCGAAUAUAAUGAGAAUCUCUUCCGAUAUACCUCCGGCAGGUGGUUGUACAAUGAAUCUCAGCAGAUGGCUCAGCGUUACAUCAAGUUUGACUUGUCCAUGGAGAAAAAGGAAGGUCUGUUUAACAAGACCUUAAUGGUGACUCUCGCAAAUGGUAAAAAGGUCGCUGCCCGUAUCAAGAACCCAAUUGCGGGUCCAGACCACCUCAUGACUUCCAGUGAGGUUGCAACAAUGGAUUUCGUCCGCCACAAUCUGGGAAUUCCUGUGCCUAAGAUUCUAGCCUGGAGUUCCCACGCUGCCAAUAAUGGUGUCGGAGCAGAAUACAUCAUCAUGGAAUCCGCUCCGGGCGUCCAGCUUAGCACCGUCUGGCGCACCAUGGACUCACGUCAGAAGAAGAACGUCGUCAAUUCGAUUGUAGCACUCGAGCAGAACAUGCUGAACGCAAAGUUUGCGCAGUAUGGUAGCCUAUACUACAGGGAUGAUAUUCCCGAGUCGAAACGGGCUCCGCGCUUGUAUGCUCACGGAUCACGUAGGUUCGGUUCGGAGGAAAAGUUUUGCAUAGGUCCUAUAGCCCAUCGCAAUUUCUAUGAAGAUGAACGUGCGACUAUGGAUCUCGACAGAGGACCGUGGUCAUCCCCGGAGGAUUACCUUCGCUCCCUCGCCUUGCGCGAGGAGGCAUGGAUCUCACGUUUUGCCAAGCCCAACAUUCAUGAUGAUCCUUUCCGUAAUGUCUCUGGUCCUCAGCUCAAGGAAGAGCAUCUUCAGUGCUUGGAACAGUAUCGCUCAAUCAUCCCCGCCCUCGUGCCAUCCACACGAAAGGUCCUUGCAUCUAACCUGUGGCAUUCUGACCUUAACCCCGGCAAUAUCUUCGUGUCUGACGAUGAGGAGCGUCGUGUGGUUAGCAUCAUUGACUGGCAAGGCUGUUGGGCUGGUCCUGCAUAUCUUCAGAUGACGAGUCCAUCCUUCCUAGCUUGCGAUGGUGCCGGACUUCCUUCAGGCCUCGAUUUCCCUAAACUUCCUCCCGAGUACGCCGUCAUGAGCCAAGACACCAAGGCUAUGAUGCGCGAGGAUCACAAGGCGCAGAUGCUUCAUAAACUCUAUGAAAUUAAACAGCUAUACCCUUAUCGCAUUAGCGAUCGCGAGGCGCGAACAAUGCCUGUCCGCGCAGCAGGCCGGACAUGGAAAGACGGCAUUCUUCCGCUGCGCCUCGCGCUGCUUGACAUCUUCAGCCGGUGGACAGAACUCUCUCGUAGUAACGAGCCCUGUCCGCUGCGCUUCACGCGGGAGGAAGUGCAAGAGCUGAAGCGUCAACGAGAUCGGUAUGUAGAUUGGCAUGACUUCUUGGACGACGUGCGUACGACAUUUGGCAUGCGGUUGUACGGAUGGGUGUCGCCGCAUGAGUACCCAUCGAAGCGGGCAUUACUUGAAGGCACGCGCAGUCGUCUUCCCGUUGCGCUCACCAGUCAACUGGAGGAGAUUCUUCCUCAGGAUUGGUGGCCGUUCAGAGACACGGUCCCUUUACCCUCUGCACCUGAGGUGCGAGUGUAAGGUGGUUCGGAUUCUUUAACAUCACUUUCUUUGAGUUUUCAUUGGUCUCUUUAGAACUACUGCUAUGGUUUUUUUCACGACUUUAUCUUUGUUGUGCAAGGGGAUACGGACCUUCAUUAUGAUAUGACUCAUGGUAAUUAUUAGUUUGUCGCGAUUAGAUAGUUUGUCGUAUAGAUGUUUGCUUUUGAGCUUUUGCGUUAUCUUCCUUGUAUUUACAUUAACACUGUAGGGUUAUUUCGCUUUGCUAGGGAUUUGGGAAAUACAUAGAGUGCGGUAGUAUAUGUUGUACAUAGAGUAUACCACCGAACACGAAUUGCGGUGCGCGGUGCGCACGGACGUCCGCUGGAAGCAUGACCGUGC